Messenger RNA from Acanthoscelides obtectus, 878 nucleotides. Lineage: Eukaryota; Metazoa; Arthropoda; Insecta; Coleoptera; Chrysomelidae. The record is from the annotation of a GenBank genome assembly.
AUGCAUUCUAAAAUUAGCAUAAAACCACGACUGAUGUUAUUGAUAUUAAAUAAUGUCAAUAACAGUAUAGGUAAGAGGCUCAUAGCCCAAAAGGCCAUAUACGAUGAUGAAGAGAAGGAAAGCGGGGGCCGCGAACUUCCAACAGAAACGCCAGUAGUACCCCGGAGCAAAGCCGAUCAUGUCACGGAUGUCGUCGCAGAACCGUUGGGUACCUGGAAUCAUAAGUAUCCUCAAACCAGAAAUUUCAGAUAUAUCAACACCUUGCUACAGCCAUUCACAAGGAAAUGGAGAAACGAUUGUGCAACAAGCGUUUGUUUCAACUGCAUUAUGUGGCAGCUCCCAACAAAAGCAGGAUUCUAAAAAUGUAUUUUAUUUUGAUUUAUGCAACUCCAUGGCACAAUCAAACAUAGCAUGGAAUAAAUUAGAACAACCGGCGUUCCGUAAAUUUUUUGAAAAAUAUUGUAACCGCCAUAUCCCAAAUGAAUCCACGUUGCGCAAAAACUAUUUGAAGAAAUGUUACCAGAAUCAUAGAAAAGGUGAUUGAAGAACUAAGUCUUAUUCCUGGAGAAAUUGGAAACAAAACUAGGGUUAAAUGGGAAAGUGUUUUAUCUCGCAAUCCUGGAUACCAACAAAUAAAAAAUGUUUGUUACAUUUUGUGAGGACAGAACCAAAGUGAUCCGCAUAUUAAAAUGAAGCGCGAUCACAUCAUGUGAUGUGGAGCGUUCAUAUUCGGAUUUUAAAAAUUUAUUAACAGACAAACGCCAUAAUUUAAGCAUGGAUAGUAUUAACCAGUUAUUAGCUUUAUACUGCAACCCUAUCGUUUAAGUUUUUGUGUGUAUCAGUUUGGAUUAGUACUGUACUGUUCAUUACAGAAAAAC